Messenger RNA from Prunus mume (Japanese apricot), 1590 nucleotides. RefSeq names its product rust resistance kinase Lr10-like. Lineage: Eukaryota; Viridiplantae; Streptophyta; Magnoliopsida; Rosales; Rosaceae. Gene Ontology annotation, biological process: protein phosphorylation. Gene Ontology annotation, molecular function: protein kinase activity; ATP binding. The record is from RefSeq and is a predicted model, not a curated record.
GUGUAUUCUAAAUUGUGCUACUACAGAACAUUUUGGAGUUCGUUGAAUGUUUUUAUAAUUCCAUUGUAAUAUAUCCUCUGAUUAAUUUCGCCGAUAAUGUCGAGUUACGAGAGUCCAUCACAGUUCCACAUUGGAGAUACAGCAGUUAUUGCUAUAGUAGUCCUCUUAGUGACGAUCGUUAUAGUGAAUUUCGUGGUUCAAAAAUGCCAGAAAAGAAGUCAGACAGGCAGCUCUUUCCUUAAUCCCGACUUCCAGACAUUCACAAUGGACAAGUUUCUAAAUGAUAUGGAAAGAGAGAAGCCCAUCAGGUUCACUUCUCAACAUCUUCGGAUUGCAACUGAUAACUUCACCAACUUGCUGGGGCAAGGAGGAUUUGGUGCAGUUUAUAAAGGGAUAUUUAGUAAUGGAACCCUUGUAGCAGUGAAGGUUCUAUAUGGGAGCUCAGACAAGAGAAUCGAGGAACAAUUUAUGGCGGAAGUUAGUACAAUUGGAAGAAUUCACCAUUUCAAUCUGGUCCGUCUUUAUGGCUUCUGCUUUGAGAAACACCUCAGAGCACUUGUUUAUGAGUACAUGGGAAAUGGAUCGCUUGACAAGUUCUUAUUUCAUAGCAACAAGGACUUAGGAUUUGAAAAGCUUCAUGAAAUUGCGGUGGGGACAGCGAGAGGGAUUGCUUACUUGCAUGAAGAAUGCGAACAACGAAUAGUCCAUUACGAUAUAAAGCCUGGAAACAUUCUUUUGGAUGCAAAUUUCUUUCCAAAAGUAGCUGAUUUUGGUUUGGCCAAGCUCUGUAACAGGGAUAAUACUCAUAUAACCAUGACUGGGGGCAGAGGCACUCCUGGUUAUGCUGCACCGGAAGUUUGGAUGAGGUUUUCUGUAACACACAAAUGUGAUGUUUACAGCUUUGGGAUGCUAUUGUUUGAGAUCAUAGGCAGGAGAAGGAAUCUUGACAAUAAUAUUCAAGACAGCCAAGACUGGUUCCCAAGGUGGGUUUGGAAGAAGUUUGAGCCUGGAGAACUAGAAGAGAUAAUGGUAGUUUGCGGAAUAGAGGAGAAAGAUAAAGAGAGGGCUGAGAGAAUUGUAAAGGUUGCUAUUUGGUGUGUCCAGUAUAUUCCUGAGGCAAGGCCUGCGAUGAGUGUUGUGGUGAAAAUGUUGGAAGGAGCUAUUGAGAUUCCUAGACCUUCAACUAACCCGUUUCAUCACUUGAUGUCGGAUACUCCAUACCCACCUGUCUAUGAUACUUCAAAUGGAACAUAUAGCACUAGCGCUUAUGGUUCGGAUCCCUCACAAACUGUAACUGGUACUCCUAUCAUGAAGAAUCAUGAGAUUGAAAUAGCCUCUACAUAGGCAGGGUGAAGUACAUUCCUCACUCUCUCUGUUCUUGACGAAAACAUGUCCUUUUCCACAUCAUAGUGCUUCUUUAUAAGUUCCAUAUAGGAUUAAGUUAAAGUUAUGUCUUUCGGGAAUGAAUAAAAAGUUUGUAAAUUUUAUAAACAGUGAAUUGUGUGGUGGUAGGUAGUUAUGGAUUUGUACUAUGGCUCGAUUUACAGCAUGGGUUGAUCCAAUAUUUCUGUGUUUCCAAUAUUAUAUAUA